UUAUUAGUGUACAGAAAGUGGGAGCGAAGAACUAAUUAGCUAAAACCCAAAACCCAAGGCGCUUAAAUCUCUGCGAAGAGGUCGAGCGGGAGCGAGAGUGGAAUUGGGAACAGAAGUUUAGGGCCAAUUCAUCAACAAUGUUUUCAAUUGCAGCUAUCAAUGAUACGGAUUCAAAAGGUCAAUGGGAACCCUUAGCGCCCACAAAAGAAGCCCAGGAAUUCCAUCUUACGCAAACGUAUCAUGAAGGACUUCUUAAAUUACAAGCUAAAGAAUAUGAAAAGGCUUGCGAGCUGUUAGAGUCUGUUCUGAAAGAUCCUCUAACUGCAAAUGCUCAGCAGGUGGAUAGUAGUGCUAGUGAUGGUCAUUUAUUGCAACUCAGAUUUUUGGCACUGAAGAACCUUGCUACCGUUUUUCUUCAACGAGGGUCAUUACAUUAUGAGAGUGCUCUACACUGUUACCUUCAAGCUGUAGAGAUUGAUACAAAAGAUUCUGUUGUCUGGAACCAGCUGGGAACAUUAUCAUGUUCAAUGGGCUCACUGAGUAUUUCACGUUGGGCUUUUGAGCAAGGCCUUUUAUGCAGCCCUAAUAAUUGGAACUGUAUGGAGAAAUUAUUGGAAGUCCUUAUUGCUAUUGGUGAUGAGGUUGCAUGUCUUUCUGUAGCAGAGUUGAUUUUGAGGCAUUGGCCAUCACAUUCUCGUGCUUUGCAUGUCAAGAAAGUCAUUGAAGAGUCUGAACCUAUUCCAUUUGCCCCUAGGGGAAUAGAUAAGCUGGAGCCAAAACAUGUCCGGCUUAAAUUCCUUGACAAGAGAAAAGCAACCGAUGGGACUCUUGAUGAUGGCAUUUCAUGCAAAAAGCUGAACCAGAAUAUAGAGUUACACCUGGCAGAAGCUUCCUGGGCCAGUCUUGCUGAUGCACUCUUGCAAGUCUUGCUUCCACUGAAUGGCUGUCAUGUCAAGAAGGACACAGAAAAACUAUACAGAUCUGGUGAUGUCAGAUUAAUUAUUCACUUACCUUCUAGUUCAGAAAAUUCAGUGAGGUCCGACGAAAGGAAAGGUCUUGAAGCAACUCCAAUAAAUGGGAGUACCUCACUUGGUGAUUCUAGCGCUGAAUUAGUAAGUGGUGUUAAAGACAAAGAGACAAAUGUUGUAGAAGAACAACCACAGGAGAGGAGGAGUAGUCGGCUUGAAAGGCUUAGAAAUCGUAAACCGGGGAAAGAAGAUCUGGACUAUGUUAACGGUAAGGAUCAAGCCAAGGUUGUCAUUCAAUGCUUAGAACCUUUUAUUCCUGGUGAAUCAGGAACCAAGGAUAUUGUUUAUUCUGCUAAGUUUUCCAGUUCAUGUCACGGUCAAGUUAACCAAUGUGAUUCUGAAGAAAGUGAUGUUUCAAGAUUUGUAGAGAAAACCUCAAAAAAUUUUGGUGCUUAUCAUAUGGGUCAUAUGCUUUUAGAAGAGGCUGCAAGUAGAGGCCUGGUAUAUCAGGAUGCAGUUGUCAAAUUCCUGGAGUUGGAGAAGGUGACAAGACACUGGGGGAAGGAUAGAACUCCUGAGUGUAGUCUCUUUCUAUCUGAGCUUUAUUAUGAUCUUGGGUCUUCUAGUUCUGAUGCUUCCAGAGUAUCGGAAUUCAUGUCAGAGGCAUCUUAUCAUCUUUGUAAGAUCAUUGAAUCAGUAGCUCUGGUUUAUCCAUCUCACAUGAGUUCUGUCUUGGGGGAUGAAAGUAGCUCUUGGAUUAUGAGAUUUCAAGGUACUGGAGAAAUAUCAGCCAAUAAUCCUAUUUGCCAGGAUAUUCCUUCAGAGAUUUUAUCUUUGACAAAUAAGAGGUCCUUCUGGAUCCGAUUCUUCUGGUUAAGUGGGCGAUUGUCUAUUUUGGAUGGCAACAAGGAAAAAUCCCAUGAAGAACUCUGUGUUUCCCUGUCACUUUUGGAGAAGGAAAGAACAGAUGAUGCUCCAUGUGUGGUCUGCCUCCGACACUGCAAGGUUGUUAAGGAAAUAACCAUUGAUAGGGUUCUCCAUGAAAUUAACAUUUUAAAGAUUGAUUUCUUGAUGGAGAAGACUUUAAAUGAGAUGAUUGCAAAAGAAAUGUAUAAGGAAUGCAUGACCUUGCUUUCUCCACUUCUGUUCUCUACAAAAGAUGUGCACCUUGAUUCAUCACCUUUGCACCUUGUGGACAAGGAAGGUGAAGGAAUUACUUAUGUUGAACUAUCAGCACUAGACAUUUUAAUCAAAGCAUGUGAGAAGACAACCCCUGUGGAUGUUGUGGUUUGUUUGAACUGCCACCGAAGGAAGCUGCAAAUACUCAUGGCAAUAGCUGGAAUUGAUGAAUGUCUUACUUCUCGUAAAUCCAUCCAUCAGAAUUCAGAGUCACAAACACUUUCUGCUUCUGAUAUUGAAUCUAAAGAAAAUUCAAGCAAGCGCUGGAAUUCCUUGGUGUUUGAGGAAGUGAAGGCAAUAUCUCAAUGUGUUUCACCAGUGAAAAACUUUAUCGAUCAAUCUGUAGGUUCAGAUAAUAAUGUUGUACGUGGAAGCUGCAUUACUGGUAUACAGACCUUGCUGUUGUCAGUCAUGUGCAACUUUGCCAGUAUAUUUCUCUCUAAGAAAUCUCCUGGGGUUGUAACCGAUGAUGGAACUGAAAGAUGUUGUUUUGUUGAAGCAGCCAUCACAUUCUGCAAACUUCAACAUCUCAACCAUACUGCUUCUGUUAAAACUCAGGUUGACUUAAUUGUUGCUAUGCAUGAUUUGCUUGCUGAGUACGGGCUCUGCUGUGCGGGUGAGGGUGGUGAAGGGGAAGAAGGAACAUUUCUCAAAUUUGCAAUUAAACAUCUAUUUGCAUUGGAUACUAAAAUUAAAUCUAACUCUAACUCGUUACACAAGGAAGCAACUGAAUGCAAUGAGUUGCCUUGCCUGAAUAGUCAUAAUAAGAUGCCUCUGAAUGAAACAAAAUUGGAUUCGACAGAUGUGGAAAUGGGUCAGGCUGGAAAGGAUGAAUACAGUGCCUUGGAGAAUGAUGUCCUUGGAGGGGUACCCUCUGCAAGUGUUUCAUCUAAUCAAGCCCUAGAUAAAGAAAGUGUGGAACUAGAAGGUAGAAAGCUGGACAGUAACGAGUUGUGUCCCAAAUUUAAGACAGGGGAAAAAGAAAAUGAUCAAUUGCUUGAAGGUGGAAGCGAACUUGCUGAAGAUGAAAGGGAGGAACUUGAGUUGAAAAUUGAUGGUGCCUUGGAUCAGUGCUUUUUCUGCUUAUAUGGUCUAAAUAUCAGGUCUGACUCGUCCUAUGAAGAUGAUCUAGCUACUCACAGAAAUACAAGCCGAGGAGAUUAUCAGACCAAGGAGCAAUGUUCAGAUGUUUUUCAAUAUAUACUUCCCUGUGCAAAGGCUUCUUCUAGAACUGGAUUGGUUAAACUUCGUAGAGUACUAAGAGCCAUACGUAAACAUUUUCCACAACCACCAGAAGAUAUUUUGGCUGGAAAUGCAAUAGAUAAGUUCUUAGAUGAUCCUGAUUUAUGUGAAGAUAAACUCUCAGAGGAGGCCGGGUCUGAUGGGUUUCUUGAAACCAUAACGAAGAUGUUAAUUCCUGAUGUGGGAAGCUUAAAACAGCAGAAGCCAUCUUCAGUUGGAAGCUCCAAGCCAUAUCUAGAGGUUUACAGUAACUUGUAUUAUUUCCUUGCCCUGUCUGAGGAGAUGAGUGCAACAGAUAAAUGGCCGGGUUUUGUGCUCACCAAGGAAGGGGAAGAAUUUGUACAACAUAAUGCUAACCUCUUCAAAUAUGAUUUACUGUACAAUCCUCUAAGAUUUGAAAGUUGGCAGCGACUUGGAAAUAUAUAUGAUGAGGAGGUAGACUUGUUGCUAAAUGAUGGCAGCAAGCACAUCAAUGUUGCAGGAUGGAGGAAGAAUGCUACUUUACCUCAGAGAGUUGAGACAAGUCGAAGGAGGAGCAGGCGUUGUCUAUUGAUGAGUCUGGCUUUGGCAAAGACAUCAGCUCAGCAGUGUGAGAUACAUGAGUUGUUGGCGCUGGUAUACUACGAUAGCCUUCAGAAUGUGGUGCCAUUUUAUGAUCAGCGAUCUGUUCUGCCCUUGAAAGAUGCAGCAUGGACAAUGUUUUGUGAAAACUCAAUGAGACAUUUUAAGAAGGCAUUUGAGCACAAACAAGAUUGGUCCCACGCUUACUAUAUUGGGAAACUUAGUGAGAAGCUUAGAUUCGCUUAUGAGACAUCAUUGUCAUAUUAUGAUCAAGCUAUAGCUUUGAAUCCAUCAGCUGUGGAUCCUGUGUACAGAAUGCAUGCUUCACGCUUGAAGUUACUUCGUACUUGUGGAAAACAGAAUCUAGAGGCUUUAAAGGUUCUUUCAGCAUAUGCCUUCAGCCAAUCAAAGAAAGAUGCUAUGGUGAGUAUCUUAGAUAAAUUGGAUGCUGAGAAUUCCCUUUCCCAGAUAGAUAUUAAUGAAAAAUGCAUGCAAGCAAGUUCUGCUGAGACAGAACACGAGGAAUCACUUAAAUUGGAAGUGUGGCACAUGCUUUACAGUGAUUGUCUUUCUGCUCUUGAGACUUGUGUUGAAGGGGAUCUCAAGCAUUUUCAUAAAGCUAGAUAUAUGCUGGCUCAAGGUCUAUAUAAUAGGGGUGAGAGCGGUGACUUAGAGAGGGCAAAGGAUGAACUCUCAUUUUGCUUCAAAUCAUCUCGCUCAUCUUUUACAAUAAAUAUGUGGGAGAUUGAUAGCAUGGUCAAAAAAGGAAGGCGCAAAACUCCUGGUUUGUCGGGGUGCAAAAGGUUUCUUGAAGUUAACUUACCUGAAAGUUCUCGAAAAUUUAUUACUUGCAUUCGUAAGUAUCUUUUGUUCUAUUUGAAAUUGUUGGAGGAGGCUGGAGACAUCUGCACUCUUGAACGUGCAUAUAUUUCUCUUCGGGCAGAUAAGAGGUUCUCACUAUGCAUUGAAGAUCUUGUUCCAGUAGCACUCGGGAGGCAUGUGAAGGCCCUCAUUACAUCCAUGCAUCAAGCUGAGAGUCUUGGAUGUGGUGCAACAGGCAAUUAUGAGCACAUAUUGGAGAAAAUGUUUGCUUUGUUCAUUGAACAGGGGAACUUGUGGCCAGAAAUAUGUGGCUUACCUGAGAUAAAGGGACCAGAAACAUCAGACAGCAACUUAUAUGGAUAUCUCCAUGGGCAUAUUGUAACAUUGGAGAAAAAUGGAAAACUGGAGACUCUUGAAGCGAUAAAUGAGAAAAUUCGGAAACGUUAUAAGAAUCCAAAAUUGUCAAAUAGUAACUGUGCAAAAGUCUGCAGGCAUGCUUCAGUUGCUUGGUGUCGCUCUCUUAUAAUUAGCUUGGCGGAGAUCACUCCGUCACUGCUUAAAUUCACUGGUGAAAUUCAAGUACUCAAUCAAGUAGAUGGUGGCUUUGAAUAUAGCCAGUUGCUUUGUGUUAAUUUUCAAACAGAUGAAUUAUGGAGUUCAACAUUCGAGGAUCCAGCACAGUGGAAAAAUCUUGAAAAAAGAUGGGGCCCAAUAUUGUCAAAAUUAAGAUACAUAGUGAUUAAGAAAGCUUCAGACGAAAAUUUGGAGACUGCCAAUUCUCUGCUUAAAUCUUCUUAUAAUUUUUAUCGAGAGUGUUCUUGUGUAAUGCCGCCAUCUGGUGUCAACCUUUAUUUGGUUCCAUCUCAUUUAGCAAUGGAAACACAAAUCCAGCCAAAUAUGAAUGGUGUUGAAAUCCUGGAUCUUAGCAUUCCAAGGAAGCUUAUGUUGUGGGCCUACACUCUAUUGCACGGCCGCUAUGCAAACAUUUCAGUUGUUGUAAAACAGUGUGAAGAAAGUGCAAAGUCAAAAGUGAAAAAAGGAGCUGCUGUGUUAUCAUCCACUCCUCCAAAUGCAAGCACACCCAACACCACACCUACUCAAACAGGUGUUGGUAGUGGUGGUGGAAAAGAUGGAUCUGGUCAUGGGGGAGGCAGUAGUGAUGUGGAAUCUUCUCCUGUAACCCCUCCAAAAAUCUCCACGUCAUUUCCUGAGAACAAUGCCAAUGCCACGUAUUGUGCAACUCCACUACCUUCUCCGGCUGAGAGUCAGAAGGAUUUAUCAGCCUCUCCGAAGCUGCACCGUUGUAACAACACUGUUUCAGAGAGAAGCAGUGCUACUGCUAUCAUACCUCUGGCCCAUGAAGAAGGAGAUCAGGACAAAGCUUGAUUAUCUCUGCAUUGAACUGAUUGUUUGUUGUAUAGAUUGUUGUAAAAUUGUUGAAAAAGCACGCCUUCUUAGAAUGUUGUAACAACUGUGUGACAUUGCCUUUCUCUUCGAGGAAAGAAAAUAUAGCAGGAAGGGUUGGCCAAGUUUUUGGAUUUAUUUAGUUAAAUGAUCGAUCUAAUUCCGUUGCUCAAAAUUUUGUCGUUUUGUACAGAUUUGAUAUAUAGAUUUGGAGAUGAUUUCAGA
Molecule: messenger RNA, 6401 nt
Organism: Ziziphus jujuba (common jujube)
Lineage: Eukaryota; Viridiplantae; Streptophyta; Magnoliopsida; Rosales; Rhamnaceae
Product: calcineurin-binding protein 1
Exons: 19
Coding region: 138-6158 (2006 amino acids)
Biological process (GO): chromatin organization
Cellular component (GO): nucleus
Molecular function (GO): nucleosome binding; protein binding
Source: RefSeq, a predicted model, not a curated record